AUGGUCAAACUGGUCUUCAGGGCUUUCGUCCCGUUUCCGCGUUCCACCUGGAUUCAUCCAAACGCACCGGAAGACGGCUUGGAUCGGGUUUGUAAAGUCAUUUGGAGCAGAGCGACUGAGCUCCUGCGCCGAGGCGACCGGUCACCACAGAGUCCGACCAACGAAGCCACUGCCUCCCCUCACAACGAGCCGAGCGGCCGUAGACCUGAGGAGCAGCAGAGGAAAACAAAGGAUUCUGGUUCGAACGAGCAGGACAAGAGGCACAACACUGACUUCACACUUCGUCUCCCUUAUCGCCCGAACCACAGGAAUGAGGAGGAGCAGAAAGAGGCAAUUAAUUUGAGCCUGAGCAGAAAGCAUGAUGAAGAUAAAAUGAAGAACCACGCUAAUUUUAUCCAUCCUUCCACUCAGAUUUCAGGCAGCAGAGCCAAGGAGCGGCAGAAAAAAAUGGAUGAUUUUGUUCUGAGCAAGGACAAGAAGCAACCCCACACUGACUUCAGUCUUCCCAGGCCUCAUCCUUCAGGCUGCAAGCCUCUUGUUGAAAAACCAACACAGAUACUGAGCCCUGCGAUGCAACCGGAGAUAAAAAUCAAGCUGGAGAAUGAUGCAGGAGAUAAUGUCAAGAUUGUCGAAAAUCCCCCCAAUAAAAUGUGCAUCCCUCAAAUUAAGUGAGGAAACCAAAGCACAGAAAAACUCGACUCACAU
Messenger RNA from Austrofundulus limnaeus, 705 nucleotides. It is a transcript of the gene c19h1orf94, whose product is annotated as chromosome 19 C1orf94 homolog. The record is from RefSeq and is a predicted model, not a curated record. The transcript has 5 exons. The coding region runs from base 1 to 672 and encodes 223 amino acids. NCBI's taxonomy places the organism in Eukaryota, Metazoa, Chordata, Actinopteri, Cyprinodontiformes, Rivulidae.